Messenger RNA from Lepus europaeus (European hare), 2691 nucleotides. RefSeq names its product pleckstrin homology and RhoGEF domain containing G7 (gene PLEKHG7). The record is from RefSeq and is a predicted model, not a curated record. Lineage: Eukaryota; Metazoa; Chordata; Mammalia; Lagomorpha; Leporidae. Gene Ontology annotation, molecular function: guanyl-nucleotide exchange factor activity. The coding region runs from base 1 to 2373 and encodes 790 amino acids. The transcript is spliced from 16 exons. Gene Ontology annotation, biological process: Rho protein signal transduction.
AUGCAAGGGAUGCUAAAGCAUACUGGGCUCUAUCCAUCUCCUGUGAGGAACUGGGAGUUUGUGAAAUUCAGGAAUCUUUUCUCACCUCAGUUUCCCUCAUUUGCUCCAGAGCCCACAGCCUGUUCCUCCUCAGUAAAGAUGCAGCAACUCACUUGUAAUUCUCCUCCGGAAAAGGACGAAGAAACGCCAGAGGGAGAGUGGCCCUCGAAUGUGAAAACUGAGCACACCCAGCAUGAGCCCGAGAACAGCAACUCGGACUGUGUCCCCUGGAAGCUUCCAGCACUGAGUUCUCCUAGCUUCGUGAGGAAAGCAGAACCAUCCUGCCCAGAAAUGCAGCCACAACCCAUGGAGGCCUCUCCUCAGCACCCCUUGAGGAGCCUGUCAAAACAGCACUGUGAGAGCCAGGGGAAUCUUCUCCAGUUUGACCGGCAAGCCCUGGGCCGCAUUUCUACCUCUCCCACUUUGAGGAGGUUGAGGGGCAGUGGCUGGGGGACCCUGGGCUCACUGCUGCAGCGAGAUGCCUUAGACAUACGCACCUGGGGAAGCCACAGGGAGCCUGCAGACUCCCCAGACUACCUUUCUAAGAGUCUAUCUGGAAAUCCAAAGCCCAGCCCAAGGUUGCUUUCCACCCCUGAGAGCACCCUCAGCACUGCUGACUCCAUCAAGCCCCAAGCCAAGCCCUCUGAGGAGUGUGUCCUGCCCAUGCUUCAGACCAUCAGUGAGCGGCCGCUUCUCCAGGCUUCUCUCCAAGGGCAAGAAGACCACUCACUGCUCAGCCUCACCCCACUGCACCCAAGUCCUCAGGGAGAAAAAAAGCAUCAAUCCAGGUUCUAUGAGCACAGGCGGAGUUCUGUGGUGCUGAACUUACCUGGACUUGAGGUGUUCCCUGGGGACCUUUUGGUGUCAGAUGGAGCUGCUGAUUACCUGUGCCACCCACUUCUGCUGCUGAAUUCAGAAUCCAAAAAACCAAGAUGGCCCUUCUCCAAAAGAGGAUUGAGCAAAGACAAAAACAAGCACAUAUCCGAUCUGGAAAACUGCCUCUCCUCUGUGACGAUUACAGACUUCAGGGCCUAUGAGUUCUUCAGCUAUAAGGAUAAGACCUGGAAUGAAGUCAUGGAAACACAUCAGAAUCUUCCUAAUGAUCAAUUAGACCCGAGAAAGCAGCAAGAGGCUGUGUGGGAACUAUUCACGAGUGAAUGCACUUACUUCUUGGACCACUUAUUAGUCCUUAAGAUGAUCUUUAUGAAUACACUAAAAUAUCUGCAAAUUCAUGAUUAUCUCCUGGAUGUGAAUUUAUGGAGACUUUUUGCAAACCUGGAGGAGUUAACUCAGACAAGCCUGGGUUUUGUGAAUAGUCUUUUUGGCGUCAUGAAGGACUAUCUAGAUGCUGCUGAGACUUCACCAUCAGUGGAUUUCAUUUCUGUGCUCACAAAGUAUUUCCGAGGCAGCCUCUGUCAGAGCCACCAGACCUACUGCCUGAAUUACUCGGCUGCCAUCUUUUAUCUUGAGAGCCUGCGGCAGAGAGAUGACUUCGGAAUUUAUUUAAAAUGGUGUGAGCAAAAUGAACAAUGCAGACGGCUGCACCUGCCUGAGCUACUAGUGGCCCCACUGCACAGGCUGACUCGAUAUCCCUUGUUGCUGAAGAAUAUCUGGAAGAGAAGUACAGACCCUACUGAGAAAAUCAUGAUCUACUCCAUCAAAGAAAAAGUGGAAAAGUCAAUCCGGGAUCUUGAAGGAAAAGUGAAGUGGCUUGACAAUUACCAAAAAUUUAGACAACUACAGGAGAUCAUAGUGUGGCCCCCACUUUGGGAUAGAGAUAAAAGAUUUUUCAUUCCAGAGUGUCUGAAACACAUUUUUAAAGAACACAUGGCAGAAAACAUCUUGUCACCAACCAACAGACACCUUAUCUAUGAAGGAAAAUUAACUCUGGCAGAAAGCACGAGAUUCCUGGAUGUUUAUCUGUUUCUCUUUGAUGAUUUCCUCUUAGUUACGAAAACCAAGCGCAACAAAAAGAAACUUGGAGGCUUGGAUACUGGUUUAGUGUGUCCUUCACUUACUCCUGAACUGCAAACAGUUAUAAAAGAGGGUGGCUCAUGUACAGUACUUGAUCAGCCCAUUCCACUAGACAGAUUGGUGGUCAAAAGUAUCGAUCCACUCCACAUGUCAGUCUUUGGGCUGAGAAAUGCUUUUCUUAUACAACAUGAAAACAGAUACCGACAGUGUAUAGCAGCAUUCGUAUUACAAGCUCAAACGGAAAACAUCAAAAAAACAUGGAUGGCACAAAUAACAGCAGCAGUCUCUUCCUUUACCAAGAGUCAGGAAACCAAGAAAAUACCUCUGUGCACAUUGCCUUCAGAAUCCUCUGAAAUUUAAGGAAUGAAAACAAGUGACAUACCUUUUUAGAGAGUAGGGCUUAAGUUAUUCUUUCAUUUGAGCUUCUAUUAACACUCACCUAGUGAUGAACUAGAAGGAAAUGUGCAUUUUAAAGGAGUUCCAGAAUUUGAGAAUUUGAGCAAAGAAAGUCCUCAGUGUAGAGGAAUAAUGACUGCAACAAAUUUGAACUUUGAGGAAUUUCUUGACAAAUAUCUAUAGUCAGCCCUCCAUAUUCAUGGGUUCUGCAUCCAUGAAUUCAACAAACCCUGGAUGGAAAAAUAAUAAAUUGCAUCUGUACUGAACAUGUACAGUCUACAG